Molecule: messenger RNA, 2610 nt
Organism: Ylistrum balloti
Lineage: Eukaryota; Metazoa; Mollusca; Bivalvia; Pectinida; Pectinidae
Exons: 9
Coding region: 139-2610 (823 amino acids)
Molecular function (GO): protein binding
Source: RefSeq, a predicted model, not a curated record
CAACAUGCAAUCCCUGCAGUCAAUAUAUUUAAAAGAUAAAAAUACUGGGAAUUCCGUUUUCGUUUUGAAAAUUCUUUUUCUUGGUUACAGAGGAAUUAUCACCACUUACAGAACCGACAGCUAUAUAGUACAGGUUCGAUGGCUGAACGUCUGAUAGGAAGAUACAGAGAGUGGGCAGCGUUGUCAAGAAAUUGGAACGCUUACAGGUUAUUCCAAAUUCAUGGCAUUCGGUCUGUGGGGAAGUCGAGAUUCGUGGAAGAAUUCCUGAAAUUUAAAGAGGACAGCAAAGAAGCAUGGGUACAGGCUGUAUUGAUAAAGGUGAGGAAUGUUGCUGGCAUGAGAGGAAUUUGUCUGUCCUUGUUUGCGGCUCUAGAUCUGUCAGCUCCCCAAGAUGACACUACCUGGACGGAAGCAAUAUGCAACGCUGUGACAAGAAGAGAGUACAUUGAUGUCAUACUUGUCUUUGAUGGUGCUGAGAAUGUGUUAGAGGGAAAAAGCACAAACGAGUUCAAAAUGUUCUGUUCAUACUUGCUUGGCAACUGCAGGAACAUUAAAAUCAUUAUCACAUCAACAACAGAAGUGAUUUUUGAAGGCAUCGAGGAGCAGUGUAUGGAGUUACUGAUACCUCCCCUCUCACCAGCAGAUUCAGAGGCAUUGAUGCGACGAUAUGCCCCAUCCGUGGACUUCGGGUCACACCUGGAGACCAUUGUCAAAUUGUGCGAAGGGUUGCCUCUCGUCAUUGCUAUGGUUGCUUCAGAGUUGACUGAUAACGAUAGGGACGCUUCGUCACUGACAGUGGCAGAAAUGUCUCUGGCCUUGCAAAGCUGUCGCCUUGAGGCACUCAGUCAGUUCAUGUAUGCACAAGAGGAAAGAUUAGAUGCUAUUUACGGCACAUUCCUGAAACGUCUACCAGAGUCUAUGCAGAACAAACUGGCCACGAUAGGAUACAUGCCUGGAACAUUCACUCUAAGUCACGUGAGAGAGAUGGUCGAUGACGUAGAAGCGAUGGAUACCACCAUCACACCUUUAAUGCGACGCCAUUUUCUGAAACAGGACGACAUCACACAACGAUACGACAUACAAGGGAUUCUCAGAAACUGCAUUGACGACCUGUUUGAGACAGUCAAGGAGAGUCCAGAGGUUAAACAGAGGUUCUGCUCUCUUUUUUCGCGAUUAAUCACAAAAAUCGGAAGUAUGCUGAAUACAGCUGAUUAUGCAGAAGCUCUUUGUCAGUACAAUCACGAGCAACAAAACUUCAGGAAACUGCUUACGAAUGUGGAGUUGGUCUUCUCUAACGAAGACAUGUACUGCUUGUACAUGGAGGUGGCCAUUCGUGCUUCUAAUGUCAUUCAGCAGUUCAUGGGUGCUGAUGGGUUCCAGUUCUACGAAGAAUUAACUGUUCUCUCCUCGAAACUGAACAGAAAGCUGGACGAGGCUUGUAUUCAUUUAUGUUAUGGUGGAGCGUUGACCAAUGUCAAGGGCAGUAUGACGGAAGGGGAGAAGAAAUAUCGCCUUGCAAUACAGUACCUGGAGAACUUCAAAGAGGACCCAACAUUUUCAUCCUCGGGCUGCUACCACGGCCUAAAGAUGGAUAUUCGGAACCAUCUGGCACAUGGGUAUCAAAGACUGGGAUGGAAUUUGUUUAUCCAAGGCCGGACAAAGCAAUCGAUUGUUUAUCUGGAAAAGGCAUUUGAGCUGGAGAACGAGUUGAAGAUGUACAAGGAGGAGUUAAUCCUCUCUACAUUGAUGUCACUGGGCACCACUCACAACAUGUGCGAGAACAUGGGUGUCGCUCUCCGGUUUCAUGAAGAAGCUCUUCGUCGGAGAAAGGAACUUUACAAAACUCCAGACGACCCAGAUGGAGAGAAUCAUCCUUCUGUCGGUUCCUGCUACAACAACAUUGGGCUCACUUAUCGCAAGAUGGAACGAAAGGAAGAAACACUCCACUAUUUCCAAAAGUCUAUGGAAAUUAAAAAAAAAUAUAAAGCCCCUCCAAAAUCUACCGCGAUAUCAAUCAUCAAUGUUGCAAGUGCUCUUUCCGAAACAGGAAAACAUGAUGAAGGCAUGCUUAUGCUACAAGAUGCAGAUGAUAUUUUAAACAAGACUCCAAAUAUCUACCAGGACAUCAUAGCGUUAGUUUAUGCAACGGAAGGCCAGAUUCUUCUCCGCCAAGGUUGCUUCGCUGAAAGCAUUAAACGUUUCAAAAAGUCGUUAUCUAUUCGCAAGCAUAGUGGCCCUAACAACUUCUGGUCAGGGGAGACGUAUAAUGAUCUGGCGAAGGCAUACAUUGGUAUGAAAGACAGCAAACGGGCUUUGCACUGGCUGAAUAAGGUGUUCAGUCUUCAAGAAGCGUUGAAGUCGGACGCCCCUACCAAUUCUUUCGUUUUCGAUUGCUACGUUCGAGCUAUGGGCGUGCUUGCUAAUAUCGGUAAUUACGAAGAGGUCCGUUCUGCAUUUGAAGUUGCAAUAAAAGAAUUACAGCGCAUGCGUGUAGAGUUUAUUGCCUUAGGAAACUCUAUCAAGAUUGCAUGGGUAGAUUCUGAAAUGAGUACGCUUCCAAAUCUUUACACUCAUCUUAUACCUGGAUCUGAACAAGAACCACGCGCAUAG